AUGGAUUUACCUGAUGGAUUUAUUCCCAUUGUUGCUGUCUUCUAUGCAGUUUUCCAUCCUACUGAAGGCACAAAGAUCGUACAUCAAGUUCCAGAUAAUUCAAUAGUCACAUCAGCCAAUCUUCACCGAACAAAGACUAAUACAUCCCGUCUAUCAAUGGCCUCUUCGACCUCAUCUGAUUCAAAAGACCGACAUAAUCAUAAUCGAUACUUCAACGAAAGUACUGGGGAAGAGGUGGAAGGAUUAUUUAAUUUUGAUACUGUUAAAAAUUAUGUGAUACCCAAACCUCAUUUGUGCAAUAGAUUAAUUUCAUUCAAGAUUAAUAGAUAUAAGGUCAUAGGCUAUCCUGUCAAUAUGGAAAAUGAGCGAUAUUCUAGAAAUUCAUUUAGUUUUAAUUUUUGCUUUGUAUUUCCUUAUGAUAUGGGUGAUGUUUCACCAUAUGAACCCGCAAUUAAGCGAAUGGGUCAAAUGUUUCAAGUUCUAGAAGAGCAGAACUUUAUAUUAAGUAAAUUAGAUAAAGAUAAUUCAUUUUUCAAAAAGGGAAGCACAGGGAUGGCGAUAAAGGAUAGUAUAGUAUCUUCCGGUAACAGUAUAAACUUUGGAAUUGAUUUAGAAGCCUAUACCUCCAACGUGGUCUCAGUUCAAUCGAGCAAUGAUGCAGCAGUCAAUGCCCCAGGUCAUGCCAAGACUAAGCAGAUUACACUUUCCUCAAUUGAAUCAUUAAUAAAUCAGCUAUAUCAAGAUUUGAAUAAUUAUUCGGAAUGCUGUAUUCCACUAGAUACCGCAAACUCAGUGGACAUCAAGUUAUUCCCAAUCCUUCCACCUCCAAUAAAUAUCAAGGCAUACCAAGUUCCCAUCGCCACUGUGAAAUUGAAUUCCUUAGUGGAUGUGAAUUGGGACCCUACCAUGAUCAAGAUUUUACCUUAUAUCGAUGGAUUAAACUCAGUUAAGAGAAUUAGUGAAUUGGCGGACGCUAACUAUUUAUUAACCAAACAAUGUAUUCAACAUCUAAUGCACUACAAAUGUAUCGAAAUUGUAGAUAUAUUCCAAUUCAAUAAUAUUUAUGCCCCAACUAACCAUAUUGGAGAAUUUUUGAAAUUUAAUGGGAAGAUGGCAGAAGAUUGUCAAGCUUAUGUGGUAACUGCUGAAUCAAAUUUAGAACAGCAAUCCUACUUUCCUGUCCCAUCCUCGUUUAAUUCGUCUCCAUCUCAUACAGGUAUGAGUACUUCCCCUUAUUCCAUCCGACAUUUUGAUCAAAGUUCAAGCUCAUACAAGAAACUGAACUCGUUGUCUAAAUCGCCUAGAUCAGUGGGAAACUCACCCAGUUCAGGGACGAAUGUAACCGUCCCCACAAAGACAACAUUGUUUUAUUUAUAUCGAUCACUCAAUCAAGGUCAAUCAGUUAAGGAAUGGUAUAUACAGCAUCGGAAGUUAUUGAACAAUAUCGAUGUUAGAAGGUUUAUCAAUUUUGGUGUAUUGAGAGGUAUCAUUUAUCGGGUCUAUUCCUAUCCAUUGCUAAAUUCAAUAACUAGAUCAGUGGAAAGUGGUGAUUUAGAGCAAUAUGAUAACUUUGUGAAUCGAUAUCGAAAGAGUAGUAAAGCUUCCAAAACAGUUAAGAUGGAAGGAAAUGAGAAACUAUUGAAGACUAAAGUGAACGAGCUGGUACUAAAGACAGAUAAGAAACGAAAAGUAAGUUUCUCGACGGUUGCCGGAAAUAUAAGAGAAGAGCCCAAGAAAACAUUUACCCCAGACGAAGUUUUGUUGGAGAAUAGUAGUGAAGAUGAAGAUAUCGAUGAAGAAGAAGAGGAGGCACAUGAUAUUCCUCAGCCGUUUGUUGGUGAUCAUAUGGUACCACUAGCAAAACGAAGCUCUCGUCAAUCAUCGUCUUCAGCUACUAGGUACAAGUUUAGUGGGGUGUUAUCUCGUCUGGAUUCUGAAGUAAUCGAGUCGUCAGAUGAUGAAUGCGAAUUGGAUUCAGAAGAAAGGGAAGAGGAAGAAGACAUGUUAUUUUUGAUCAAAAUGUUAAAAGGGUAUCAGCAUUUUGAUUCUAUAAGUACUGAAUUACAAAAGUCAAGAUUUGAAGUUGAAAAGAUGAUUGAAAAGUUGGGGUCAUAUAAUAUUGUCAAUAGUUAG
Molecule: messenger RNA, 2133 nt
Organism: Hemisphaericaspora subhashii
Lineage: Eukaryota; Fungi; Ascomycota; Pichiomycetes; Serinales; Debaryomycetaceae
Gene: NPR2
Product: nitrogen permease regulating protein
Exons: 1
Coding region: 1-2133 (710 amino acids)
Biological process (GO): negative regulation of TORC1 signaling; positive regulation of autophagy
Cellular component (GO): GATOR1 complex; vacuolar membrane
Molecular function (GO): GTPase activator activity
Source: RefSeq, a predicted model, not a curated record